Eruca vesicaria subsp. sativa (arugula) is the source of this 1350-nucleotide messenger RNA. The record is from the annotation of a GenBank genome assembly. Lineage: Eukaryota; Viridiplantae; Streptophyta; Magnoliopsida; Brassicales; Brassicaceae.
UUUCACACUAUCAGUCCAUUGUCGAAACAAGAAACCAACCCAAAACUUCUAAAAAGUUCCAAACUUCACACCUUCUCGUCACCUCAAAAUCCAAACUCAAUGGGAAAAACCCUAAUCGAAAUCUGUCUGAUCUCAGCAAGAGGACUCCGUGUCGGAACCGGAUUCGGAUCCUCACUUCUGAAACACCAAUGGUACGCAGUCGGAUGGAUCGAUCCACAAGACAAGUAUUGCACAACAAUCGAUGCUUCAAGAUCAGACAACCCUCUUUGGAGAACAAAGUUCUCUACUUUACUUGACGACGAUGACGAUGAUUCCAAGGUUCAAGCCUCCUUGCACGUUGAGGUUUAUAGCAGAGAACCAAUCUUCUUGAGGAAGAAGCUUCAUGGCUCUGCUACUGUUUCCUUGAAGGAGUUUUUAGUCAAGUUUAAGAAGCAGAGUUCUUCUGUUGUUGAGGAAACUGGAAGUUAUCAGCUUAGGAAGGUGAAUUCAAGUAAGCCUCAAGGGUUUGUUGAUGUUUCGAUUCGUGUAUCUGCUGAAAGACAGGACUUUGGUGGUUUUACUGGAGAUUUUGGAGGAGUCAUGCUCUCUAACAACUCUAGUUACAUGCCUGGUUCAUCACAGCAUCCAUUUGCUUCAGUGAACCAGCCAAACAAUCCAAACCCAUUCUCAGCCCCGCCAGAUAAACACUACUCCCCAAUGCCUAAUCCUCUAACAAACAACGCUUCUCCACAAAUGCAACAACCUUAUUAUCCUCCUCCACCAAUGCAGCAACCUUACUAUCCUCCUCCACCAAUGCAGCAACCACCACCCCCAACUUUGAAUGCAGGGUACAUGCCUUCAUACAUACCGAGGUCGGAGCACGCUGUGAACCUUCCAUCAUCAUCAUCUGGAGGAUUGGGAAGAGGAUAUGCAAGGCCUGGACCAGGACUUGGAGCUGGUGCAAUAGUUGGAGCUGCUGCAGCGUUUUAUGGCAGAGACUAUUUAUCAGGAGGAUAUGACUUACCUACAAGCUUACCUCUCCCAAAUAUGUCCAUCCCUAAUAUCUCUAUCCCAAAUAUCUCCAUCCCAAAUAUGUCCAUCCCAAAUGGCUCUAUUUCCAUUGAUCCUCCAUUUUGAUUCCUGAAUAAUAAUAUGAAGUGGCAACAACUUGAUCGGUAUGGCUUGUGAGAUUAUCUGAAACUUUAUAAGACUAUAUGUAUUUGAUAUGAUAAGAGGUCCCAUUUGGUUUCUAGGGAAUUUGAUCAAACUGUUAUUACUUUCUAUAUGGUCUUGUUAGAAUAUUACGUAACAUGAUGGUUAUAAGCAAAGUGAUGGGGAUGAAUCUUGAAAUGUACAUUGUCCCAAGCAAUA